UUCAUCUCUACUCAAUUACCUUUGACUAAGCCAGAGACGGAAGCUCGGAUUCAGAUUUUUAAGUUCUUACUAUUCCUCAUCACACCGUUGCUUAUCGUCAGCCUUAGGUUCUAAUUUGUCCUACAGACAUCUCCGAAUCAGGAUACACGAGCAUUGCAUUGAUAUUUCAGCCAACAAAACACCACGCCACGUUCUCACCACAUACAAGCCUUGAAUAGAAGCUGAUAGGUCUGUCCAUGCAGUAUCAACUGUAGAACGAAAAUGAUAAUUUCUGUUUCUCUUAUCUAUCGACCUUGGCACUUCCAAUAUCUAUCAUUGGAUCUGCAACAUGAUGAUGCCACCCUCGUAUCUUCCACUCGAUUCUAUUGCGCAGGACGGUGAUGAAGUCCCGCUGCUCAUCAAGUGGAGUAUGAUGCAGGCCCGUUGCGUAGUAAUGAAGAGCUAGAGCACAUCAGGAAGGCCGUUAAGAAAACAACAAUCUCGAGGCGUUUUGGAACACUUAUAAAUAUCGAUCACCUCGAAGCUAUCCAUAACAUCUGUUGAUGAUAUUCUCAUUGAUUAUACUUUUCGUAUAUAGAAAAUGAUCUCCCGAAUAACAGCAGGAUUGGCAUUGUUCACGUUGGUGAACGGUGCGAAAAUCACUCAAAGGAACAUACAAGCUAAUCUGGUAGACCGAGGAGUUCCAGCAAACGCCACCGGGGUAAAAACUCUCGUUACACCUCAAAACAUAACGAUUCGUUAUAAGGAGCCUGGAAAGGAAGGUGUAUGUGAGACCACGCCUGGUGUGAAUUCGUACUCUGGAUAUAUCGACCUUGAUGCGUACGUGAAUCUUGGCACUUGACACUUUAUAGGAAUUGCAGUCACAGCAUGCUAAGUGAUUGCAGCAACUCACACACCUUCUUUUGGUUCUUCGAGGCCCGAAACGACCCUGCAAAUGCACCAGUCACACUAUGGCUGAACGGUGGACCAGGUUCCGAUUCUAUGAUUGGUCUCUUUCAAGGUAUGCAGCGAUUCAGACAAUUUCGUAAAUACAAGCUGACAUUUUCAGAGCUGGGCCCUUGCAAUGUCACCGCAAACCUCACUACUGAGUUGAAUCCUUAUUCAUUUAGCGAAUAUACAAAUUUGUUGUUUCUUUCUCAACCUCUAGGCGUUGGAUUUUCGUAUGGAUCAGAGGGUGUUGGAAGCCUGAAUCCAGGCAAGUCGAUCAAUGCCACAUCCAUGAAGGUUGCUAAUUUCAGUAACAGUCACUGGUAUCUAUGAAAACGCUUCCUAUGCUGGGGCACAGGGAAGGUAUCCUGUCAUUAACGCGACAGCUCUUGAUACUACAGACCUUGCAGCUGUGGCCGCUUGGCACGUGCUGUAAGAAAUAUCUCUUCUUAGCUGGUGACAUGGAAACUAGCUGGCCAUGCUUCAGUAUUCCAGAUAUUUUCCUCUGUGUCUCUUUUAUUCCAUUGUAUAAGUGGCAUAGCUAAUGCUUAUUUUUUCUAGGCAAGGAUUCCUGGGUGCUUUACCCCAACUCGACCCGGCUGUCAAUCUUACCACGAAAAAGGAAUUCAACCUAUGGACGGAGUCUUAUGGUGGUCACUAUGGUCCCGCUUUUUACAAGUACUUCUAUGACAGAAACCAGGAAAUUGCAAAUGGUACUAUUGCAGGCGUCCACCUAGACUUCAACACUCUUGGUGUUGGCAAUGGAAUCAUCGACGAAUACAUUCAGGCACCAUUGUGAGUCAAAUAAAUAAGUAGUUAUCUGAAAUCACCAACAUCUUCUAAUCAUGUGAAAAACUAGUUAUCCUGAGUUUGCCGUAAACAACACAUAUGGCAUCAAGGCUUAUAAUGACACAGGUAUUAAUGCCCAAUGGAACAUUUAUUGUCCAUACUAAUUCAUCAGUCUACAACUUUGCGAAAUUUGCUCUGAAUAUGGGUAACGGCUGCCUUGACCAGAUUAACUUGUGUCGCGCGACAAACUUGACGACGGCUGCGGAUCAAGCAGUAUGCACUGAAGCCGAGAAUAUCUGCAGAGAUACAGUGGAAGGAGUCUACUAUACGUUUGGAGGACGAGGAGCCUACGACAUUCGACAUCCUUAUGGUUGGUUUUUUAUUUCGCGCAUUCUCAGUCCUUUUCCUUAGAUUUCAAGAGCAACGAUGUAGCUUUGCGCUAACAAAAUUUUCCAGAUGAUCCAACUCCACCAACUUAUUUUAUGGAUUUCCUAAACUUAGCUUCUACGCAGUCUGCUCUGGGUGUUAACCUAAAUUACAGUGCGGAUUCUAAUUUGGAAGUUUACUAUGCUUUCCAGCAGACUGGAGAUUUUGUCUAUCCGACUUUCUUGGAGGAUCUAGAAUACUUACUCGCAAACGACGUUCGAGUAUCGUUAUACUACGGUGAUGCUGAUUAUAUUUGCAAUGUAAGUUUAGCCCGAAGGUUAAGAAAUCCAAGUUAACACAGGUAGUGGUUCGGCGGAGAAGCCAUUUCUUUGGCCGCGAAUUACACUCACAGCGCUGAAUUUGCGGCAGCAGGUUAUGCUCCUUUCAUAGUUGAUGGAACAGAGUACGGAGAAGUGAGACAGUAUGGGAACUUCAGUUUCUUGAGAGUCUACGAAGCAGGUAAGUCAUAUAUUCCUAUACCCCGUUCUCUGUUCACUUGCUAACUCGUAUGAAAGGCCAUGAAGUACCGUACUACCAGCCAACAGCAAGUUUAGAAUUUUUCAGGCGUACAUUACUCAACCUCGAUAUUGCGGAUGGAAAAUCGAGGCUUACUAGUAAUUAUUCAAGCUCAGGUAUCGCUUCAGCCACCCAUACUGAACCUUUUGUCGCUUUACCAUCACCAACAUCAGGUUAUAGUACGGCAGCUGCUGGGCUACCUAACUGGCAAAGAUAGAAUCUCUUUCGAAAGUAUAAAUUGCCACUAAGGAUCCUUGUAUCGGGAAGUGCAUGCAGGUCACGUGUCGACGAUCAAUUGCUUUUCAUGAACUUACUCGAGUAAAUACAAAUCAAUAUAUUACCAAGACUUCAUGAAAACUUCAUGGAAAAUUGGCUGUGAAAUAUUCCCAAAAUUUAAUCUCUUAAACAAACAGAUAAAAUUG
This is a messenger RNA of Sclerotinia trifoliorum, 3080 nucleotides long. The record is from the annotation of a GenBank genome assembly. Lineage: Eukaryota; Fungi; Ascomycota; Leotiomycetes; Helotiales; Sclerotiniaceae.